Messenger RNA from Cannabis sativa, 689 nucleotides. RefSeq lists its product as uncharacterized. Gene Ontology annotation, molecular function: zinc ion binding. NCBI's taxonomy places the organism in Eukaryota, Viridiplantae, Streptophyta, Magnoliopsida, Rosales, Cannabaceae. Bases 177 to 584 code for a protein of 135 amino acids. The record is from RefSeq and is a predicted model, not a curated record. The transcript is spliced from 2 exons.
CUCUAUAUGUAUAUAUAUGUUUAUUCUUUUCACUCUAUCUCGAGAUAAUGGUGAUGAUUAAGUAAUUUGCUUGUGGAAUAAUAAAGAAUUGAUGGAGAAAUGUUUUAUCAUUUUGAGAAUGUUUAUAUAUAACUAAAAUAAUAUGUUUUAUCUAGAUUUCUUCAUUGUCGUUCAUAAUGUCGCAAUCUAGCAACUCAGUCAACAGUGGUAGGAGGUAUAAGGAAGAGAUUCAAUGGAGUAGACCCAUCUGUGGUUGUGGGUUUGAAUCUGUAAUCCGCCCGUCAAGAACUGUUGAUAAUCCAAACAGAAAAUUCUAUGGCUGCCCAAAUUACAAGAAUGAAUUGAAUCGGGGAUGUAAUUUUAUUAUGUGGAUAGAAGCAAGUGGGCGAAGAAGUAGAAAUGAUUUCAGCGACUUGCUUAGAAGGUUGGACGAAAUUGAGGCCAAUGUUAAACAGUUAGAGCUUCAGAUUCAAGGAAGAGAUGAAGAAAUUGCUAGAAUAAUUAAGCUUUUGAAAAAUGUCAAAUUUGCUAUAUGUGUUUGUGUUGGAAUAUUAUUUAUUCUAUAUAUGUUAUUUAGUGUUUAACAAAUGUAUCUACACAAUUUAACAAUCAAAGUAACAGUAUAAAUUAGUAAGUUUAAGCACCAAGUUAGAUUAACUUGGAGUGAAGCUUUUUUGUGACCCAAAUAA